AUGAGCUUCGCAGGAAAAGGCAAUGAAUCUACAACCGGGGAUGGAAGUAAUGCCGGCCAGCAAGAUGUUGCUUUUACUUUGAAAGCCAUGCAACAACAAUUCGAGAGAUUGGAAGUUGUUUUUGGAGAUAUCCGUGAUAGAAUGGCCCGGCAAGAUCAACGAAUUGAUCAAAUGCAGAGGGAGCAACCCAGGCAGCAUGUGCGAACUCCCAAUGCAAGGAGACUAAUCCGCCAGCCGGCGAAUCCUCAUGAUGAAGAAGAUGAAGAUUAUGAGGAAGAUGAUGAAAUUGCAUCCGUGGGAAGUGUGAGGAGAGCCAGAGGAGUUAGGAAUGAGGGGCGAAGACAUGGUAGGCGAGAUCAAGCAAUUAGAGAUGGAGUAGAUAGGAAUAUUGGGAGUAUUAAAAUGACGAUACCACCUUUUCAAGGGAGGAAUGACCCUGACGCUUUUAUCGAGUGGGAGAGGAAGGUGGAGCUUGUAUUUGAUUGUCAUAAUUACUCGGAAGAGAAAAAAGUGAAGCUUGCAGCGGUGGAAUUCACUGAUUAUGCCAUCGUUUGGUGGGAAAAAUUGGUUAAGGAAAGAAGAAGGAACCAUGAAAGGCCUAUUGAGACCUGGGAGGAGAUGAAGACUUUGCAACAUUAUGUGGAGAUAGAAGAGAUGGUUAGCAUGGCCAUGAAAGUAGAACGGCAACUCAAGAGAGGGAGACCAGCCAAGCAUGAGGGCGGUUCUUAUUCGGGAUCUUCAAAUUGGAAGUCGAAAUGGGGUGCCAGCUCAAGACCAGUAGAGAAACCCAAAUCGAAUGCUGAAAAGAGCAUGAGCAAGAGUCAAGGGGACAACAAGGAGAGAGGUAACUCUACAUCCCAACCUCAAAAGAAUAGAGAUAUCAAAUGUUUUCGGUGUUUGGGGUCUGGGCAUAUUGCUUCUCAAUGUCCAAAUAAAAGGGCAAUGAUCAUGCUGGAUAGUGGGGAAGUUGAAACUGAAGAGGAGGAAAGUGAUUCAAUGCCAACACAAGAUGAUUCUAGUAGUGAUUAUGAAUAUGCUGCUGAGGGGAAUGCCUUAGUAAUCAUGCGAGCACUGAAUGUACAAAUUAAGGAAGAAGAGAGAGAUGAUGUGCAAAGGGAAAAUAUAUUCCACACUAGAUGCCAAGUGAAGGAUCGGGUAUGUAGUUUGAUUAUUGACGGAGGUAGCUGUGUGAAUGUGGCUAGUAAGUUACUUGUUGACAAGUUGGGAUUGCGUACAUUGAAGCAUCCUAGGCCAUAUAAGCUGCAAUGGUUGAAUGAAAGUGGAGAAGUGAAGGUGAACAAGCAAGUUCUGGUUUCCUUUACAAUUGGGAGAUACAAGGAUAAAGUUCUUUGUGAUGUAGUGCCCAUGCAUGCUAGUCAUAUAUUGCUUGGGAGGCCAUGGCAGUUCGAUAGACAGGCAAUACAUGAUGGGUAUAAGAAUCGAUACUCUUUUGUCAAUGAUGGUAGAAAGGUGACACUUGUUCCAUUGACACCUUAUCAGGUGUAUGAGGAUCAGCUCCGAAUCAAGAGAUCAAUUUGUGAGAAAAGUGAUGUAGAAGCUGAGAUUGAAAGAAAAAAAGAGAGUGAGCAAGAGUUUGGAGAUGUCUUUCCCACGGAAUUACCCAAUCGUUUGCCACCAAUAAGGGGAAUUGAGCAUCAAAUCGACUUUGUGCCAGGAGCCGCAAUUCCGAACCGGCCAGCAUAUCCAACUAAUCCGGAGGAGACAAAGGAACUUCAAAGGCAAGUGGACGAGCUUUUAGCUAAAGGGCAUGUGCGUGAGAGCAUGAGUCCUUGUGCGGUCCCGGUGUUGCUGGUGCCAAAGAAAGAUGGUACUUGGCGAAUGUGUGUUGAUUAUCGCGCUGUAAACAAAAUCACGGCAUUGAGACAUGAAAAAUUAUAUGCUAACUUGAAGGUGAAAGCAAUUAAGGAUUGGCCGACGCCGAAAUCCGUAACCGAGGAAAAACGACCGAUUGCCUACUUUAGUGAGAAGCUAAAUGGAGCCGCUUUGAAUUAUUCUACAUAUGACAAGGAACUCUAUGCUUUGGUCCGCGCUUUGGAGACGUGGCAGCACUACUUGUGGUCGAAGGAAUUUGUCAUACACACGGACCACGAAUCAUUGAAGCAUUUGAAAGGGCAAAACAAGCUGAAUUGGAGACAUGCCAAAUGGGUCGAAUUCAUACAGAUGUUUCCAUACGUGAUUCAGUAUAAGCAAGGAAACGAAAAUGUGGUAGCUGAUGCAUUAUCACGGAGUGCAUGUGAAAAGGGUGCACUUGGUAAGUUCUAUAAGCACGAUGAAUUCUUAUUUAGGGAGAAUAAGCUGUGCAUUCCUAAUUCUUCUAUGCGUGAAUUACUUGUGCUUGAGUCGCAUGGGGGAGGUCUUAUGGGUCAUUUCAAGUCAAACCCCUUGGAAUGUUUCGAUUCGAAGACGAAUUCUUUUGAAGAGAGGGAGAAUGAUGAGGAUCAUGGGCAUGAGAAUGAGGAAACUAAGGAUAUUUCAGUUGCCUAG
Messenger RNA from Punica granatum (pomegranate), 2505 nucleotides. The record is from RefSeq and is a predicted model, not a curated record. Lineage: Eukaryota; Viridiplantae; Streptophyta; Magnoliopsida; Myrtales; Lythraceae.